AUGGUCAAAAGUUUCUACCAUAAACCAGACGCUUCAUUAGAACAGAAGGUUAUCAGUAAUCGCCACAAGUUCAUGAAUUUACUACAGAAUAAAUCUGUGGUUUUUUUCAUCUCAACACCUUCACAUAGCAAUGUUUCCCAAUACGCUGAACUACUUCACAAUAUCUCAACAAAAAAUUAUGCGUAUGAUACUCAAUGGAAUUCUCUAUUGCGGAAGUAUGAUGCUGAAAACCUUAAAGAUUGUAUUUUUUGCAUUCUAAUCACAGAUGUUCCUGAUUGGAAUUCUGUUACCGACUGGAGGAGAGACAUGGUUCUGGCUUCUGAAUUGCUACCAACAUGUAUACCUUUGAAAGAUCCUUUGAAAUUCAGCUUCGUUUCUGACCUCAAUGCAUGUUCUUAUUUUCCAACGGAUUUUGACUUCAAAGACAUUGCGUUUGCCAGUGGUUGCUCCACCUCGGUUGUCAUAGACGUCAAUGAUAUAGAAGAUCUCACGAGGUGUACUCAAAAUAUCAGAACCCCCAAUCUGUUUAUUACAGUAGACGAGGAUUGUAAUCCAACGAUUGCUCAUACAACAGGAAACAAUGAUAUGUUGCUCUUAAUGGAUCUUACAUUAGCGACAUCGGUAGUGUUUAGGGAUGACUUCGGGACUGAAGAUAUGAAAUUGCCUAUAAUUAUUCGUGCGGAUACCGAAAGUAAAGAUGCGAUAAAAGAAUUCAUAGGCGCAGGAAAUGUGAUGCCAAGAGUUUCUGGAUUUGAAAUACCGUUGAAUUUAGCACAUCUCCCCUCUGUUUUACCGGGCACAUCAUAUUCCUAUCGGUCCGACACAGAAACAGAGUACACAUAUUCCAACUGCCAACCCAAAAUGAACAAAGAGAAAACAAAUUGGCUUUCCUCCUUAUUUGGUAUCAGAAGAGAUGGUACCGUUCAACAACCCUUAGCCAAUACUUCUCUUGAAGAAUUAGAACAGUUUUUGAACUUAGUCUUUGAAUUAAAUAACCUUCUUACAUAA
Molecule: messenger RNA, 1008 nt
Organism: Kluyveromyces lactis
Lineage: Eukaryota; Fungi; Ascomycota; Saccharomycetes; Saccharomycetales; Saccharomycetaceae
Exons: 1
Coding region: 1-1008 (335 amino acids)
Source: RefSeq, a predicted model, not a curated record